GACGUGCAGAAUUAUCGCCAGCAUCGUCACCACAGACGUACGCUACGGCCAAGCAACCGCAGGUGGUGCUUUGAACAUCCUGCCGGGCCUGGCAUUCUCCCUGAUGGUGCUAAGAGUCGCUGCGGUCUGCUUUUGUCAGCUCCACAUCUGCUGUGGCCUGGAGCUCGCUAUUGACAGCUUUGGGCUUCGGCUGUUCCGAGACAUGGACAUGGAGAAAGCCUUGGAAGACUGGAACCUCGUGCAGGCGACGCUGCGGCAAGCGAGCGGGAAGAUCAGCAGCUCGCUGUCCUUUCUGGGCAUUGCCUGCUUCGGGUCUCUGCUCUUCCUGGCAGAGCAGCUGCUCAACGAGCCGGAGCUGCUGCA
This is a messenger RNA of Effrenium voratum, 363 nucleotides long. Lineage: Eukaryota; Dinophyceae; Suessiales; Symbiodiniaceae. The record is from the annotation of a GenBank genome assembly.